Marmota monax (woodchuck) is the source of this 2741-nucleotide messenger RNA. It is a transcript of the gene Mmp13, whose product is annotated as matrix metallopeptidase 13. Lineage: Eukaryota; Metazoa; Chordata; Mammalia; Rodentia; Sciuridae. Gene Ontology annotation, cellular component: extracellular matrix. The record is from RefSeq and is a predicted model, not a curated record. The transcript has 10 exons. Gene Ontology annotation, biological process: proteolysis; extracellular matrix organization; collagen catabolic process. Bases 162 to 1577 code for a protein of 471 amino acids. Gene Ontology annotation, molecular function: metalloendopeptidase activity; zinc ion binding.
UCGGGAGGAAGAAAAAAAAAAAAGUCGCCAUGUAAGCAUGCUUACCUUUGACUGCUGAGGAAGUUGAGACACCCAUAAAUGAUGACUCAACAUCGCAGGCCUAUAAAAGUAAAGGUAUUUGCCAGUGGAAAGGCAGAAGACUCCAGGCACAGCCAUUCAAGAUGCACCCAGGUGUCCUGGCUGCCUUCCUCCUCUUGAGCUGGACUCACUGUCGGGCCCUGCCCCUCCCCAGUGGUGAUGAUGAUGAAGACUUGUCUGAGGAAGACCUCCAGUUUGCAGAGCACUACUUGAAAUCUUAUUACCAUCCUUCAAAUCUUGCGGGAAUCCUGAAGAAGAAUGCAGCAAGCUCCAUGGUCGACAGGCUCCGAGAAAUGCAGUCUUUCUUCGGCUUAGAGGUGACGGGCAAACUGGACGAUAGCACCUUAGAUAUCAUGAAAAAACCAAGAUGCGGGGUCCCUGAUGUGGGCGAAUACAAUGUUUUCCCUCGGACUCUCAAAUGGUCCCAAACGAAUUUAACCUACAGAAUUGUGAAUUAUACCCCUGAUAUGACUCAUUCUGAAGUGGAGAAGGCAUUUAAAAAAGCCUUCAAAGUAUGGUCCGAUGUGACACCUUUGAAUUUUACCAGACUCCAUGAUGGCACAGCAGACAUCAUGAUCUCUUUUGGAACUAAAGAGCAUGGAGACUUCUACCCAUUUGAUGGACCCUCUGGUCUGCUGGCUCAUGCUUUUCCUCCUGGACCAAACUAUGGAGGAGAUGCCCAUUUUGAUGAUGAUGAAGACUGGACCAGUAGUUCUAAAGGCUACAACUUGUUUCUUGUAGCUGCCCAUGAGUUUGGUCACUCCUUAGGUCUUGACCACUCCAAGGACCCAGGAGCCCUCAUGUUUCCCAUCUACACCUACACUGGAAAAAGCCAUUUCAUGCUUCCUGAUGAUGAUGUACAAGGAAUCCAGUCUCUCUAUGGUCCAGGAGAUGAAGAUCCCAACCCUAAACAUCCCAAAACACCAGACAAAUGUGACCCCUCCUUAUCCCUUGAUGCCAUUACCAGUCUCCGAGGAGAAACAAUGAUCUUUAAAGACAGAUUCUUUUGGCGCCUGCACCCUCAGCAGGUUGAUGCAGAGCUGUUUUUGACAAAAUCAUUUUGGCCAGAACUUCCCAAUCGUGUUGAUGCUGCAUAUGAACAUCCUUCUCACGACCUUAUAUUCAUCUUCCGAGGUAGAAAAUUUUGGGCUCUUAAUGGUUAUGACAUUCUGGAAGGUUAUCCCCAAAAAAUAUCUGAACUAGGUUUUCCAAAAGAGGUUAAGAAGAUAAGUGCUGCUGUUCAUUUUGAGGACACGGGCAAGACCCUCUUCUUCUCGGGAAACCAGGUCUGGAGAUAUGAUGAUACUAAUCAUAUCAUGGACAAAGACUAUCCCAGACUGAUAGAGGAGGAAUUCCCAGGAAUUGGCGAUAAAGUGGAUGCUGUAUAUGAGAAAAAUGGUUAUAUUUAUUUUUUCAAUGGACCCAUACAGUUCGAAUAUAGCAUCUGGAGUAACCGUAUUGUUCGUGUCAUGCCAGCAAAUUCAUUACUGUGGUGUUAAGUGUCUUUAAACAUUGUUAUUUAAAUCCUGGAGAUCACUUUGGAUAAUAUUUCCAGAAAUGUGGGGCAAGGGAGGACAGCUUCGUUCUGUGAACAAGCUUUCAUAAGUUAUCUUUGAGCAUUUAUUAUGUAUAUGACUGUGCGUGGCUGGAACCACAUUGAAGAAUUUUGAAGUAAUGAAGUCGAGUACCUCCAAGGAUCACCUGAUUUCUGUGUGCUCUAUAGCAGCAACAGUUGAUGGUAUUUCCCACACCAAAAGUGGGAAUAUGGUGUGUCACUGAGAUUAUAAAGUAAAUCACAUAUAAUUAUGAAUCAUCUUUAUUACAAUGUACAAAAUAGUAUAAACAUGAACAUUUUGAGAAGUGUAUCAUAGAAAUAAAGGGAAAUGCCAGUAAUAGACUUGUAGACAACUUUCCAAAGAAAUAAUUUGGGUUUUACACUGAGAAUAUUCAUAUGUACAUGUCCCUCUUUAUACAAACAUUAAGAAAAUAUCAAAGUUACUAAAGAAAGGAGACAAAGACUAAUAAGAGGACCAUAGAUGCAGCUUUGGAUUUUGUUUAAUUUUCGCUUUUGGCAAUGGAUUGCUUUCAGAUAAGACAAAUAUUCCUCUGUGUAUUGAUAGAAGAUCAAGAAAGAAGGUCUCUCUUUUUAUUAAAACAUUUUGGGGCUUUGCAAAGUCACAAAGUAAAAAAUUAAAACUGUUAUCAAAAUAAUUUAGGUGAUAGCAUUAUGUUUGCAUAAAUCACUUGAUUAUUUAAGACUCAAAUUUAUGUUUCAAUCAUAUUUUAACUAAUUAUUUUAAUUGUCCAGUUUACCUUGGACAUAUAGGCUCUUUUCUAAAGACUUAACUAGCAAGGAAUAAAAUAUAUCUUACAAAUUGGAAGUAUUUAUGUUAAAACAGAGACAUCCAAAAUAAGGAAAAUAGUGUACUAGACUGUGAUCCUCUUGAGAUAUGGGACUGUGUUGUUUUUCUCUGCUUUUUUUUCCCAAUUCUUCAGCACUUGGCAGGGCACUGAGUACUUGCUGAAUACAUGAGUGGCCCCCAGAGGAAGAACUAUUGUGCUGAGAAAUCUUGUUCAUAAAAACUCAGGCAGAAAAAUGAAAUAUGUAUUUGCACAAUGUAUUAUAAUGUGUUAAUGUUGUUUCUAAUAAAAAGAUAUUUUCA